AUGGCUGUAAGCAUCGAUCGUUAUUUUGCUAUACAUAAACCAAUUCAUUCUAAAUUACUAUGUUCACAUAAACGCAUUUUACUCACAAUUGUCACCACUUGGCUAUUAUCAUUUUUCCUAAUGAUCCCAUUAAUUAUUCAUCAUCGAAUUGUGGAUCCAUUUGAUAUUACAAUUACAACAUGUGCCGAAGAAUGGCAUCGUAAUAUGAAUGCUCGACUAAUCUAUGAUUUUAUUCUACUCUUAGUAUUAUUCAUCAUUCCAUUAACAUUCAUGUCCUAUUGUUAUAUCAAAAUUAGUUGGUCAUUAUGGCAUAUUGAUCCAAAUGUAUCAAAAUCCAUUCAGACUUGGUCACAACAAAAGUCAAAUCGUUCAUUAACAACAACAUCUGAACAUCAAAAUAAUCAUAAUUUAUUGAUGGUUCAUACUCGUCCUUACUACAUCCACCAUCCGAAUAAUAAACUUAAACAUCAUAUCAUUGUAGAAAAUGGUUGCACAAAAGAUAAUGAAUAUCAAUCAUUAAUGCAACAAAAAAAUAAUCCAAGACUUAGUACAACAAUGACAAAUUUAACAAGAAAAUCUUUAUCAACAUCAGCUACGACCAACAUCAUCUCAAAUAAUUUAACACGUCGAUCAUCAUCAUUACUUACAAAUCAUCCACAACAUCGUCGUAUGAGCUUUGCAGGACAUAUUGAACAUAAUUAUUCCUGUCAACAACAAUCGCCACAAUUAAAGAAAUCAACCAUUGUUUCAUUACAAUGUUGCACAAAUGGAGGAGCUAAUGAUGGUGGACUGAGAGGAACAAGUAUGCCAAUAUUACAUGGUAGUAAUCGUUCUAUUACAGAAUUUGAAAGAGCAAACAGAUUUUCACAAAGCAGAAGACGAGUUAUUAAACUGUUAAUUACAUUAGUUAUUGUCUUCUUUGUUACUCGUUUACCAUCAAAUAUCAUUGGUAUUUAUAUUGAUAUUACUAGCGGUACAUUUUUGCCUGAUGAUUACAAUUCAAAUCAAACAACAUCAUUAGAUCACCUAGAUAAAAAAAUGCUUUUAAUUCUAUAUGUUAAUCCACUCUUACAGUUAUUUUCGUUAGCCAAUUCUGCCAUCAAUCCCAUAUGUUACUGUAUCAUGAGUCGUGCAAUUGGAAAUAUUAUUGCUUUAAUUCGUGAACGUUGUCACCGACGAAAAAAAGCAUCAUCGUUAACAUUAAUUCAUCGUCAUCAACGACAGCCAAAACAACAAAAAACACUGCCAUCCGGUGCACUCAAAUUCUCAUUCAAAGCUUUACAAAGAACUUCUCUUUCUUAA
Messenger RNA from Didymodactylos carnosus, 1302 nucleotides. The record is from the annotation of a GenBank genome assembly. Lineage: Eukaryota; Metazoa; Rotifera; Eurotatoria; Philodinida; Philodinidae.